Molecule: messenger RNA, 9679 nt
Organism: Dunckerocampus dactyliophorus (ringed pipefish)
Lineage: Eukaryota; Metazoa; Chordata; Actinopteri; Syngnathiformes; Syngnathidae
Gene: crebbpa
Product: CREB binding protein a
Exons: 31
Coding region: 817-8322 (2501 amino acids)
Biological process (GO): positive regulation of transcription by RNA polymerase II
Cellular component (GO): transcription regulator complex; histone acetyltransferase complex; nucleus
Molecular function (GO): transcription coactivator activity; histone acetyltransferase activity; protein binding
Source: RefSeq, a predicted model, not a curated record
CGAAGGAAUCAACAGCCGCCAUCUUGUUGUGGCUCGGAAUUGGGAUUUCGGUCCAACACUGGGUUUUACGUUCAAAUUGAGCAUCCUUGCCGCUAUAUGACGGCGUCCCUCCCCCGAAAACGCAGUCUUAACAUCGACUCGGAGGCAUUUUGUGCUUAAAAACGGGAAUUGGCUCGGUGGUCGUCGGACAGAAACGCUCGGUAUAUCUGAUUUCCCCUUCAAGUGCGGCGAUUCAGCCCUGUCGCCGUUCGGGAGCAGUAUUGUUUACCGUCCGCAGGUUGGGAUCGGGCUGUGACUUUUGAAGGGAAUUGCAAAAUCUCGUUUUUAUGCAAUUGCUCAUUUUUUUGUGGAGCUGCGCGCAAUUUUUGCAUGAAGAAAUUUGACGUCACACUAAAUGAGUACUUUGAACAUCUAAAAUUUACGACCUUUUCAUCGGAAUGCAGCUCUUCACCUGAUUUCAUUGGAUUGACGUCUUGGAAUUUGAUCUUUACAUGGGAAAGCUUUUAAUUUUUGUUAUUUAAUGCUAAUAAUGUGGGUGUUGGGUGUUGGAUUAUCAUGGGGUGAAUGGCGGUGGCGGAGCGGGGCGCUAUUGCAUCUCUUUUGAAGACACCGACUCGCACAGCACGGAGUAGCUAAAGGCUAGCUGUUAACUUAGCUGAUAGCAGGCGUUUAGCGACCUAUCAGUCAGUUAGCUAACGUUAGCAGGCUGUCAACUUGCUAAUGUGCUAGCCGGGAAGCUUCGGAUUGAUACACCAAGUUCCAUGUCAAACUAUAAUUACGGUUAUCAUCUAAACUGACCAGUUGGAGAAGAUAACUAUGGCUGAAAACCUCCUGGAUGUCGGACCUCCGAGCUCGAAGCGGCCCAAACUGAAUUCACCUGCCCUGUCAGCGUCUGAUGGACCAGAUCUUGGGUCACUGUCUUGGGAUGAUUUGGAAAACGACCUUCCAGAUGAGUUGAUACCCAAUGGUCGAGAUCUGAGCCUGAUGGGUGGAAUGUCCACAAAUGGAGGAACAACACCUGUAGGUGGGCCUGGUGGUGGCACUGUGGUCCCAGAUGCUGCUGCAAAUCACAAGCAGCUCUCAGAGCUCCUUCGAGCCAGUAGCACCUCUACGAUCACAGGCGCAGGGCUGAGCUCUGGUAGCCCACAACCAGGAAGUAUGGGCACUCAGCUUGGCACACCAUUGGGAAAGAGCCCCCUUGGUCAGGCAUCCCCCAACAACCACUCAUCACCCCAAGCCCAAAAAGCAGGAACACCAACUGGAGUAGCAGGGCCGAACAACAACAAUGCUGUGACCAUGAGUCUGAACAACCCAGGCUUCAAUCAGGCCUUGAUGAAUAAUAGCCAGGGUCAUUCCGGGCUACUGGCUCAGGGUGGGCAGUCCCAACCUGGGCAAGUCAUGAACGGGGGACUUGGAUCUGGCGCUGGAAGAGGACGAGGAUCAGGGGUGGUUGGUCUACAGUACCAGGGACAGACGUUGCAAGGGGCUGCAUCAGGAUCAGUAGGGGCUGGCAGUGCUUUGGCGGAUACGCUUACCCAAGGAGGACAGCAGAUGAGUGCACAUGCUACGCUUAGUGCAGCACAGCAACCAAGCAACAUGAACAAGAUGGGCCUGGGUAGCAAUGGGGGUCCAUUUGUGACUCAGUCCUAUGGACAGGGAGCGGCAGGGCCUGGCCAGCAGCUAAACCCGCAGCAGCAGCUCCAGAACAAGGCCACCCUUGCCAACAGUCUACCACCUUUCCCCAAUGAACUCAAGGGGGCAGCUGUCACCAGUGUGCCAAACAUGCAGCAGCCCCAGCAACAGGCAGCCAUGCUGUCUGCUGCCAGUGGUGGAGGUAUGGCAGUGCCUUCAGCCGGCCCGACAGCUGACCCUGAGAAGCGCAAGCUGAUCCAGCAGCAGCUGGUCCUGCUGCUCCAUGCGCACAAGUGCCAGCGACGAGAGCAGGCCAAUGGAGAGGUGCGAGCCUGUGACCUACCCCACUGCCGCACCAUGAAGAACGUCCUCAACCAUAUGACCCACUGUCAAGCCGGGAAGUCAUGCCAGGUGGCUCACUGUGCAUCAUCCAGACAGAUCAUCUCCCACUGGAAAAACUGCACACGGCACGACUGUCCGGUCUGCCUGCCAUUGAAGAAUGCCAGUGACAAGCGCACACAGCAGCCCAUGAGUUCCCCCAAUGCCGGUCUCCAGAACCCCAUGUCUGCAGUUGGUGUGGGCCAGUCCAGUGCUUCUUCUAUCAAUACCUCAACCCCUAUAGACCCAAGCUCUAUGCAGAGAGCCUACGCAGCACUUGGGCUGCCUUAUGGUAGCCAAGCCACCGGGCAUGCCCAGCCCCAGCAGGCCCCGGGUUCGGGGCCGCCUACGGGUGCACAGAAUGCUCAGGCCCAGCAACAGCUUCCGCAGCAAAUGAGAACCAUCAAUACACUUGGUAAUCAGAAGUCCCUUGCAGGUGCCACAAUGGGUGUGACCACUUCAGAACAGACCAACUUACACACAGACUCUCUUCCCAACGCACUCAACACUAACAAUCAGCUAUUGUCAGAUGGAUCAGCUGUGGGCUCAAUGGGCAAUCUACCCACCGCAGCACCCAUCUCCGCCACAGGCUCCAGGAAAGCCUGGCAUGAGCAUGUCACCCAGGACCUACGCAAUCACCUUGUACACAAACUAGUGCAAGCCAUAUUUCCUACUCCUGACCCAGCAGCAUUGAAGGACAGACGAAUGGAGAACUUAGUUGCGUAUGCCAGAAAGGUGGAGGGGGACAUGUAUGAGUCUGCGAAUAGCCGGGAUGAGUACUAUCACUUCCUCGCUGAAAAAAUCUAUAAGAUUCAAAAGGAACUGGAGGAGAAGAGGCGCUCACGACUGCAGAAGCAGAUUAUCAAUCAGGCACCUAUGGCAACCCAGGGCAACCAGCAGCCUUGCCUCCCACAGCCCAACACCUUGGGCCCCAGGCCACAGAAUGGACCUGUUCCUCUGCCUAACAUCCCAAAUCAAAUCAUGAACCGCAUGCAGGUUUCACAAGGAAUCAACCAAUUUAAUCACAUGGCUCUUCCCAACGCCCAGAUGUCUCAAGCGACAAUGGGGGCUCGAGCUGCCUCUCCAAUGACCCACCCCCAACAAAUAAACAUGAGCUCUGUCCCAGCGGUGGGCAUGUCACCCUCCAGAAUGCCUCAAGCCCAGGGUAUGAUUGCUAGUCACAACAGUGGCAACAUGGUGGGACAAACAGCCAAUCAGGGACAGUUUAUGGCUCAGACUCAGUUCCCUCCAGGAUCUACUGCUGUCUCUGCAACAGGAGCUAUGAAUGUCACUUUGGCACCUGGUAUGGGUCAGCCACAAGCACAGGCUGCUGUGACCCAGCACCAACAGCAGCAGCAGCAGCAGCAGAGCGCUAACCUCCCCAUGAAUGCACUUGGCCCUUCGCUGGGCCCUCAACUAGUCUCCUCCCAAACCCCCUUGCUCUCAACUCCUCCGCCUGCUGCCUCCUCUGCCUCCACAGCUGGGGCUGGCACUAACCUGUCCCUCCCCCAGUCGUCCAGCCGUAGCGCCACUCCCACCCAGUCUGGUCUUACACCUACCCAAGGUGCCACCCCACCCUGCCCCACUCAACCCCAAACCCAACCCCUGGAACUCCCCUCAACAGCACAGACGCAGCCCCUGCCUCAACCCUUGCCUCAGCCCCCUACCACACCGUUGUCUCAACCAGGGCCCAAUCUGGACAACCGGGUGCCUACGCCGGCCUCGGCUGCUAGCGCUGACCUUCACUCACAGCAUGCCACAGCAGAUCUGCCUGUCAAGGAGGUCAAAGUUGAUGCACAUCAUGAACAACAGGAGUUUGAGGCCGCUGGCGGCAAAACUGAACCCAAGAUGGAGACUGAUGAAGACGCAAGUUCCUCAUUGGCAAAGAAGGAGGAGCCAGAGGUGAAGCAGGAGCCAAUGGAGGUCGAGGAGAAAAAGCUUGACCUGAAGGCAGAGUCCAAAGAAGAGGAAGUAGAGGGAACCAACAGAACGACCUCCUCAUCCCCCUCUCGGAAGAAAGUCUUUAAGCCAGAGGAGUUGCGCCAGGCUCUGAUGCCGACUUUGGAAUCGCUCUACAGACAGGAUUCAGAGUCACUGCCUUUCAGACAGCCAGUAGAUCCCAUGCUACUGUGUAUUCCGGACUACUUUGACAUUGUUAAAAACCCAAUAGAUCUAUCCACAAUAAAACGCAAACUGGACACAGGCCAAUACCAAGAUCCUUGGCAAUACGUUGAUGAUGUCUGGCUAAUGUUCAACAAUGCGUGGCUAUACAACCGCAAGACAUCCCGUGUGUACAAGUGCUGCUCCAAGCUGGCUGAGGUGUUCGAGGCGGAGAUAGACCCUGUCAUGCAAAGCCUGGGCUACUGCUGUGGGAGAAAGUAUGAAUUUUCCCCUCAAACACUGUGCUGCUAUGGGAAACAGCUAUGCACCAUUCCAACUGGAGGCACAUACUACAGUUAUCAGAACAGGUACCAUUUCUGUGAGAAGUGCUUCAAUGAGAUUCAGGGAGAGAGUGUGACAUUAGGAGAUGAUCCUGCACAGCCGCAGACGAUGAUAUCAAAAGACCAGUUUGAAAAAAAGAAGAAUGAUGUACUGGAGCCCGAGCCGUUUGUUGAAUGUAAAGAUUGUGGACGAAAAAUGCACCAGAUAUGCGUCUUGCACUACGAGGUCAUUUGGCCAUCAGGAUUCAUCUGUGGCAACUGCUUGAAGAAAAGUGGAAAAACUCGGAAGGACAACAAAUUCUCUGCAAAAAGGCUGCAGUCGACACGACUGGGAAUGUAUAUAGAGGAUCGCGUCAAUAAAUUUCUGAAGAGACAGAACCACCCAGAGGCUGGAGAGGUGUUUGUGCGGGUGGUUGCGAGCUCUGACAAAACAGUGGAGGUCAAACCAGGCAUGAAAGCCAGAUUUGUGGACACGGGUGAAAUGCCCGAGACCUUUCCUUACAGAACCAAAGCACUUUUCGCCUUUGAAGAGAUUGAUGGCGUUGACGUGUGCUUCUUUGGCAUGCAUGUGCAGGAGUACGGGUCUGAAUGCCCAUUUCCUAACACUAGACGAGUCUACAUAUCAUACCUUGACAGUAUUCACUUCUUCAAACCUCGACUUUUACGAACAGCAGUGUACCAUGAGAUCCUCAUUGGUUAUCUAGAAUAUGCCAAGAAACUUGGCUAUGCCCAAGGUCACAUCUGGGCAUGUCCACCAAGUGAGGGGGAUGACUACAUCUUCCACUGCCAUCCUCCCGAGCAGAAGAUUCCCAAACCUAAGCGGCUUCAGGACUGGUAUCGGAAAAUGCUAGACAAGGCUUUUGGAGAAAGGAUCCUGCAUGACUAUAAGGAUAUCUUCAAACAGGCAACCGAGGACCGUUUAACGAGCGCCAACGAGCUACCCUACUUUGAAGGGGAUUUCUGGCCUAAUGUGUUAGAAGAAAGCAUCAAGGAGCUGGAGCAGGAGGAAGAGGAGAGGAAGAAGGAGGAGAACACUGCUGCCUCUGAAACUCCUGAGGGUACUCCGAGUGACAGCAAAAAUGCUAAGAAGAAAAACAACAAGAAGACAAAUAAAAACAAGAGCAGCUUGAGCCGAGCCAAUAAGAAGAAGCCUGGAAUGCCAAAUGUAGCUAAUGAUCUGUCCCAGAAGCUCUAUGCCACCAUGGAGAAGCACAAAGAGGUCUUCUUUGUAAUCCACCUCCACUCUGGUCCAAUGAUCAACACCUUGCCUCCAAUCAUUGACCCUGACCCCUUGCUCUCUUGUGACCUGAUGGAUGGCCGUGAUGCUUUCCUGACUUUGGCCAGGGACAAACAUUGGGAGUUCAGCUCUCUUAGGAGGUGCAAGUGGAGCACGAUGUGCAUGCUGGUUGAGCUGCACAACCAGGGACAGGACCGCUUUGUCUAUACUUGCAAUGAGUGCAAGCACCAUGUUGAGACACGUUGGCACUGCACUGUUUGUGAGGACUUUGAUCUUUGCAUUAAUUGUUAUAACGCAAAGGGCCAUGAGCACCAGAUGGUGAAAUGGGGUCUCGGCCUGGAUGAUGACAACAACAGCCAAGGUGGAGAGGCCUCGAAGAGCCCACAGGAAAGUCGGCGUUUGAGCAUCCAACGCUGCAUCCAGUCUCUUGUCCAUGCUUGUCAGUGUCGCAAUGCCAACUGCUCUCUGCCGUCCUGCCAGAAGAUGAAGAGGGUAGUGCAGCACACAAAGUUCUGCAAACGGAAAACAAACGGUGGCUGUCCUGUAUGCAAGCAGCUUAUUGCUUUAUGCUGUUACCAUGCAAAAAACUGUCAAGAGAACAAGUGUCCUGUCCCGUUUUGCCUGAAUAUCAAGCACAAGCUUCGCCAGCAGCAGCUGCAACACAGGCUUCAGCAGGCUCAAUUGAUGAGGAGAAGAAUGGCUACCAUGCAAGGCAGAACCAUGCCGCUACCGUCUCCACCUGCAUCAACUGCUCCAAGUACUCCCACUUCCCAUGCCCAGCCUAGCACACCUCACACACCACAGCAGCCACUCUCCAAUCAGCCUCAGACCCCCAACUCGGCAGGUGUCAUGUCCCCUUCUUUCCCGAAUGCACCACGCAAUGGACAGCCUCAAUCAGCUGUGUCCCAGGGUAAGCCAGGCCCCCAUGCCUCACCUCUACACCAGCAGCAGUCUCCUAUUCCCCAGCCACCUCAGACACAACAAAUACAACAGCAGCCUCCCCUGGCUGCUGUCAAGAUGGCACGGCACAUCGAAUUGAUGGCACAGGCCCAGCAGAACCAGCAAAACUACCUGGUUAACAUGAACGGCUUGCCCAUGAAUCCCCAGCAGCCACAACAGCGUAUGACAGGACCAAUGCAACCACCCAUGCAGAUGGUACCGGGGCCUAGGGGACCACAGGUCAUGCAACCAAACAUGGCCCCAGGUCAGUGGCCUGCGGCUGCAGGGCCACUGCAGGCAGCACAGACUCCACAACCAGGCCUUGUACCAGGCCAGACCUCCCCACAGGCCAUGACCAUGCAGCGAGCCAUGAUGCCCCCAGGACAGCAACCUCAGGGUCAGAGAAUGCUCAUACCACAGCAGCCCAGUGCACGGCCACAGGUACCACAACGACCUGGUGCUAUAGCCCCUAAUGCCCUCCAUGAUCUUCUUCGUACUCUUAAGUCUCCUAGCUCGCCUCAGCAGCAACAGCAAGUCCUCAACAUCCUGAAAUCAAACCCUCAGCUCAUGGCUGCUUUCAUCAAACAACGAACAGCCAAGUAUCACGCCAACCAGCCACAGCAACAGCAAGCAGGUCAACAGCAGCAGCCUGGUUUGCCCACAAUGCAGGCCAUGGCCAUGCCAGGAGGUACUGUGCAAAGGCCAGGAAUGCCAUCGCAACAACCUCAGCAACCUCCCGCUCAGGGUAUGGCAGCGUUGGGGGCUCAAGGACAGCUGAUGAACCCAGCACAUAAUACCAACCCACAAAUUCAAGAGCUCUAUCACCGGCAACUCUUGAGACGACAGCAGCAGCAGCAACAACAACAACAGCAGCAGCAGCAGCAACAACAACAGCAGCAGCAGCAGCAGCAACAACAACAACAACAGCAACAACAACAACAACAACAACAACAACAACAGCAGCAGCAGCAACAACAGCAACAACAACAAGGGGUGAUGCCGCAGGGCCACCCUGGCCAGUUCCCCGCUCAGGCACAGGGUACAGCAGCUACAUACUCUCCUCUUCGCAUGCAGCAACAGCAGCAGAUGCAAGCCAUCCAAGCAGGCGCAGGAGCAGCUGGAGGGCCCAUGGGCCAGCUCCCACCCAUGGCACAGAUGGCACAACCAGGUAUGGGAAUGGACCCUGCUCAGAGCCUACUACAUCAACGAAUGCUUCAACAGCAACAGCAACAACUUCCUCAGCAGCAGACCAUCCUCAAGCAACAGCUGGGCUCUCCUGCCCAGCCCAGCCCCAUGAGCCCCCAAACCCACUUGCUUUCCGGGCAGGGUGGGCCGCAUCUCCCCGGCCAACCCGCACUAGCCAACAGUCUUAGCAACCAAGUCCGCUCCCCUGCACCAGUCCAAUCCCCCUGUCCACCCUCACAGCAACCGCCACAUUCCAGUCCCUCGCCGCAGAUUCAGAACCAGCCCCAGCCUUCACCGCAACACCCGCCCCCAUCUCAUUCAAGCUCUCCCCAUCCAGGACUUGGGGGCCCUCUAACGGGGUCCUUGGAACAGGCACACUUGGGGACACCAGAACAAAGCGCCAUGCUACCACAGCUUAAUCCUCCCAACAGAGGGGUACUAAAUAGUGACUUGAGCAUGGUGGGAGAUGCUACAGGAGACACACUAGAGAAGUUUGUGGAGGGAUUGUAGCAUUUCCGCUGGGAAAUGAAGAACCCUCCCCCAAAUCGUCAUAAUUUCCCUCAGACUCUUUAUCUAAGAGGGCUUUGUUUGUUCUUUCUACUAUUGAGAUUGUUUUUGUACCUGUUAUAAAAGCUGUUUUCAAAACAAAAAAGAGAAUUAAUUGGUAUAGGAAAAAUAAAAGUCCAACACCCCUUGGGAAUAUACUAUUCCUUAGUUAAGGAUUUUUUUUUCUUCCUGAAUAUAUUGAGGGAUUACGUCACAAAGAAUAUAUUUUUUGGUUGAGACCAAAUGUGUUCAAUACUCAAUUUAUUUUUGGUUGGUUCUUGGUAUGAUUUCAUGCCUUUCUCUUUUAUUUUUUUUAAAAGAAAAUGUACAAUUGCAUUAUAUUAUUCAUAUCUUUUGUACCAUUAGCGGAAAAAAAGUGUUUAAGUUUGUCUGGGAGCUGGGCCAGGUUUAUGUUCUAUAGUCAUAAGCUGUCAUUCCUGGCAUUUGUAGUCAUGUGUUGUAUCAUUACUCCAAGAUGAUGUGUUGAGGGACUGAGACCUCUGGUCCUCUCUGUGUGUAUGAAGGAGCACUCAGUUGUAUUAAAAUAGGAAAUGGACUGUGGCAGGUUGUUUACACAGACAUGUAUACAGGUGCACAUGAAGACACCAACGCAAACCUCACGCGCACUAAAAGAAUCACAGAUCCUACUGGUUUCACAAACUCCAAAAACUACAGUCUCCAUCUCAUUGCUUGGACAUUGGAAGCUCUGUUUUGCAGGUGUAGGAAAUUGUUGCUUUGAUAUUAAAAAAAAAAGAUUUGUCAUGAUUUUUGUCAUACAAAUGUUGUAAAGUGUAAAGAGAGUGUGAGAAGAGACCCGCCCCCUAAGCUGAGGUGGAAUGUUUAUCAACAGUGGUGCUGCAUCUGCAGUGAUGGCCCACCCUCAAAAUUAUACACUAAGGUGCAUUUGAAGAAUGGAGGCACGAUCAACGUUCACCUGGAGUCAUCAACCUGCAUUCCUCACAAAAAACUUGAAUGGCCAGGGGGCACUGCUUUUUCUCCUAUUGUAAAUUCAGUUAAGCAGAAUACUAUAAAUAUAAGGAAGAAUGAAAACACUGUACAAACUGGUAAAUGGCUCAUUUCUUACUUAUAUACCAUAUUGUUAAAUAAACUGCAACAGAAGAAUUACAGUACUCUGUUGACUAAAUCAUGAGAAAUCACCCCUAUUUUUAGUGAAUUUGUUUCUCUCAUUGCACUUGACACUCAGCAGCUAGGCAAGUUAAUAGUGGAUGAUAGAAAUACAUCGAUCAGCAUGCAUUUUGUAUACAAGUGAUUAUUUUCUGUUCAGCUACUUGACAGGAACUGGGUUGGAAAUGUUGAGAGC